AUGACCGAUGUACCCGUGGAUGCCCCUGCACAUUGUCCCGGUGUCGAAAGCGAUUCGGCUGGAAAAGCGUCAGCCUGUGAGGGCUGCCCAAAUCAGCGUCUGUGCGUCAGCGGUGUUUCGAAAGUAGACGUCGACUUGCCGGCCAUUGCCAGUCGUCUGAAGUCGAUCAGGCAUGUCGUGCUAGUGCUGUCAGGCAAAGGAGGUGUCGGCAAAAGCACGUUAGCCUGUCUGAUCGCCAGAGCGUUUUCCUUCGCCGAUGAACGUUUCAAUGUAGCUCUGCUUGACAUCGAUAUCUGUGGCCCUUCGCAGCCCACCAUCUUUGGGAUAGAAGAUGCUCAGGUUCAUCAGAGUCUAAGCGGUUGGUCGCCGGUUUACGUUGAUGACAACCUGGCAGUGAUGUCGGUUGGUUUUCUACUGAGCAGUCCAGACGACGCGGUGAUCUGGCGAGGGCAAAAGAAAACGGCGUUGAUCAAGCAAUUUCUGAAGGAUGUAGAUUGGGGUGAUCUGGAUUUCAUGGUUGUCGAUACUCCUCCCGGUACAUCAGACGAGCAUCUCACAGUUGUGCAGUGCUUAUCGAAGGCAGCCGGAUCAUUCGGGGCGGUCAUCGUCACCACUCCGCAGGAAGUGGCUUUGCUAGACGUUCGCAAGGAAGUAAACUUCUGCCGCAAGGUUAAGGUGCCAAUUAUCGGGGUGGUGGAGAACAUGAGUUCACUGUGCUGUCCAAAGUGUCACAAGUUUUCGAUUUUGUUUCCUCCGACGUCUGGAGGAGUUGAGAAAAUGUGUCGGGAAAUGGAUCUCCCGUUUCUUGGCAGCUUGCCGCUGGAUCCCCUUUUGACUCGCUGCUGUGACGAAGGCAGAAACUUUCUGCAAGAACCUGGCUGCGGUCAAACGUCAGUUGCCCUCAAGAACAUAGCUGACAAAAUUGUAAAUCAUUUUGGCCAGUAA
This is a messenger RNA of Soboliphyme baturini, 945 nucleotides long. The record is from the annotation of a GenBank genome assembly. NCBI's taxonomy places the organism in Eukaryota, Metazoa, Nematoda, Enoplea, Dioctophymatida, Soboliphymatidae.